GCAUUUGAGUGAGAUGUGAUGGUGAUUAAUCCCUUAACCACAUGCAGAAUUUAUUUAUUAGUUUCUUAAGUUGGAUUGUCGUUUUUUUUAAGUUGGGAAGAUGUAGUAGACAGGCAGGUAUUUUGGACAGCUGGUAGGGACCCAAGUUUUUAUUGCUCACACAAAUGCAUAAGAAAUGAAAAAUUUAACCAGGUGCUUUGCCAUCACGUAAAGGCUGAAGAAAGGCUUUCAUACUUGACAGAGACUCUAGCUCUGUCACCUUGGAUGCUGUAACAUGACUUCAGGCUAUAACAUGUUUCAUUAUAAACGUUUUGUGACUGAGAGGGGAGAAAUGAAGCCUGGGGCCAAAACUGAGGUGGGGGCUUCCCCAGAGGAUGAAUUAGCAGGGAGGUAGCUAAGGCAGGCUCUGGUGCUAGUGCAGCUGCUGGUUUGUGACCUGAGAGCAGCUGCCGGGAGGGAGGAGAUCAGCCUCUCGCUCUGAAGGGGCUGGUGUGUCACUUUGCCGUGCAGAGCGUGUGUGGUUAAUGUGAGCUGCUGCAAACACUGCUGCCGGCUCCAGCCGCGGGUACGGAGCGAGCUGGGAGCAUGGGGCAGGUGGCUUGGAAGGCUUUAUUUCUAUCGCUUUUUGAUUACAAAACAGAGAAAUACGUCAUUGCGAAGAACAAGAAGGUGGGGGUUCUCUAUCGAGUGGUGCAGCUCUCCAUCCUGGCAUACCUGGUGGGGUGGGUGUUUGUUGUCAAGAAAGGCUAUCAGGACACAGACACGUCCCUCCAGAGCUCUGUCAUCACCAAGCUGAAAGGGGUAGCCUUCACCAACACCUCGGAGCUGGGGGAGAGGCUGUGGGAUGUUGCAGACUACGUCAUCCCUCCACAGGUGCCUGCUCACGCACACAGCCGGUGUGACACACGGCGGGGCUGGACACACUGCUGGUUCCUGUUGUGGGGUGAAAAUGUCUUCUUUGUCAUGACGAAUCUGAUUGUGACCCCAAACCAGAGGCAAGCCACGUGUCCUGAGGUAGGAAGAACUGAGCCCCUUGGCCCCCAGACCCCUACAAAACUGGGGAGCAUCAGCAUCCCCAGCGCCCUGUGCUACAAGGACGAGGACUGCCUGGCAGGGGAAGCAGUGGUGGCUGGCAAUGGGGUUAAAACUGGCCGUUGUGUGAAAGACAGGGACAGCAUCAGAGGGACUUGUGAGAUACUGGCCUGGUGCCCAGUGGAGAAAAGGUCCAAACCCAAGAAACCGCUUCUCGCCAGUGCAGAAAACUUCACUGUUUACAUCAAGAACUCAAUCCACUUCCCCAAGUUUAAGUUCUCCAAGAUGAACGUGCUGGCCACCAACAAUGAGUCCUACCUGAAGAGCUGCUACUACAGCAAGGAGCAUCCCUACUGCCCCAUCUUCACCCUGGGGAACAUCGUGCAGUGGGCUGAGAGCGACUUCCAGGAAAUGGCCUUGGAGGGUGGUGUGAUAGGAAUUCAGAUUGAAUGGAACUGUGAUCUUGAUAAAGCCCCUUCUGAAUGUAAUCCUCACUAUUCUUUUAGCCGGCUGGAUAACAAGUUUGCAGAAAAGUCCAUCUCUUCUGGGUACAACUUCAGGUUCGCCAAAUAUUACCGGGAUGCUGAGGGGGUUGACUACCGGACGCUCAUUAAAGCAUAUGGAAUCCGCUUUGAUGUGAUGGUGAAUGGCAAGGCAGGGAAAUUUAACAUCAUUCCCACCAUUAUCAAUGUUGGUUCGGGGCUUGCUCUCAUGGGAGCGGGAGCUUUCUUUUGUGACCUGGUGCUGCUGUAUCUGAUUAAAAAGAGUAACUUUUAUCGAGGGAAGAAGUAUGAGGAAGUAAAGUCCAGUUCCAGGAAACCGUUAUCUAGCCCUACGCUGAACGGGAAUCAGAGCCCCGACCAGCUCGGUGGGCUCUAGGCACAGUGAUGGGUCUGCCAGCUGGACGUGUGUCCCAGGAAAACCAUGCAGGUGUGAAAUCACACCAGCACUGGGAGGUGGAGAUACCCCAGAUCAGGUCCGCUGUCUAUUAUCGGGAUACCCAGGGGAAAAAAAGUCCUUUAAAGACCGCCCUUCUUUCCCUGAGAUACUCUCUGGUAUCCUGAGCUUGCAACAGUGUGUCGUCACUAUGGAUUUAUAAAAGGAUUUUAUAAAAGGAAAAAGAAGGCACCAAAUGAAUGUUUUUGUAUCUACUGGUAGAUGUAUGUGUACCUACGUUGGUAGCCAGCGUUAUCCUGUGGCUGCGCUUUGCUUCCACAUGCAGAAGAGCCGUGAUGUGAAACAUCACUGGCACUCCAAGAAGUGCCGAGGCUGAUGUUCAACCUGUCUCCUGCUCCCCUGGCUUGUGGCCACCGCUUCCAGCUCUCGCUUGUGUUACGUGCAGCUUUAGAUGUAAAGCAGCAGGACUGCUCUUGUCGGCAAGCGCAACGAAAGGCAGCAGUUAGCGGCUCUCAGAGCCAGGAGGGGAAGGGGCUCGUUGUCCUUCAGCACCCGUGCCAGCCGGGCCUGUGUCAGUGGGGGCCAUUACUCUUACUGCGGGGGUUGCGCAACGAUAGCGCUAGAAGCGGUGCUCCUCUGGGCAAAGCCUUUGCAACAGCUGCAACAAGGUGCUCAGCUCAUCUCAGGAACAGAAUGUCCUGCUGCAGCUCUGAACGGAGCGUCAGUUCAGCCACUGGGUCCCAGCUACCUCACCCACUACCCACCGGCUCUGGCUGUAGCUGGCCCAGGGAACCGACACUUGAGCCCAGCACAGGUAACAGCCGGCAGGAGGAUUUCUGAAGCGAGGCAGGGAGAUGGUUCUGUGGCUGACCGUGGAGGGAAAAGGGUGUUAACGCACUGAAAAGCAACAUGGUACUGGCAGUAUCUGCACAAGGACAGUCUCAUGUUCUCCCUCCUCCUUUGUUCAGUGGCUGGUUUCAUUUGCUGGGGACUGUCCUUCCUGCGUAACUUACCCAUUGCUUGUGGUGGGGAGAAAUCUGGGCGGCACACUUCAUCCUUCUGCUGUUUCUUGUAGCACCCUGAACAGUACUGCAGAGGCUGGGAAGGGGACCUCUGUCAGGUGAAACGGAUUUUUCCAGGUUCUGCCAAAUACACCAACAGGAGGAAAAGUUUAGAAGACAGAUGUAUGCUACUUCAGCACUCCGGUAACUUCCAAGAAAUGAGGGCUGCUUUGUUUCUCAGUAGAGAAGCAAGAUCACUGCAGCCCACUUCGUGAAUUUCUGCUCAUGUGGGGAUGUAACUAAUCUCAGGAGAGAAGAGUGCUUACAGAACGUCAUCGUUGCAAGUUCGCAUUUGCCCGAGCUGACAGGAACCAUCUCACCAGCUCCUGAAGACAGCAGGUGAAUAAAUACCCCUGCUUCAUUGAAAGCUUCGACACCGUGGCUUGGUACAAACCGAGCAGUAUUCUGUAGAUGCUGCCACACUGUCAUGGAUCAGAAGUUGUCAUGCUAAAGGUUGUUCCUGUGCACGCUUUGAAUAUGCGGAUUUAAAGGACUCCUGCUGCAGCGCCCUUGCCUAGUGCUUGGGCAGCCAUAGAGGGUGGUGCUGCAGGGAGCUGCUGUCACCAAGUGUUGCGCACAAACAGGACAGCGAGCUGCACUCACCUGUGCUCUAACUGCUGCAGGGUGGUUACUCUGAGGUACGGGUUGACUCUCAAUUAAAAUUCACCCUUGUUAGCAGUGGCAAACUUCGAAUCCAGCCAUUGAGAGCAACCCCCACCCAGUCUCAUCCACUCCUGCUGCUUCUGUUCAGAUGCAAGUGAGUUACCGAGUCAAACAUUUAGACAGAAAAUAGAACUAAACAGUGGACUUAAAAUAAUUUGAGGAUAAGCUGUGUACCUCUGCUACAAUCACAUCCCAUGCUGCCUCUCUUCAUGCCACAUGCCUCUCCUCUAGGCAAACAUGAGUCAAGAUGCACAUAACUGCACUAGUCAGGCCUGGCAGAAUUAUCGUGCCGCUGCAACAGCACAGGCUUUUGACUGUCAGAGCUUAAUUCUGUUUGAAUAAUUUCUAGAUAGUGAACCCCACAUGUGACAUCAGGCCAAGCCACAGCUCAUGGAGCCCAAGUAGCUCAUCGUAACGUGUAAAGCUGACCGUGCUCUACUGAAACCAGUGUUUCAACUUAACAAAGCACCAUCCUCUUGGUAGACGACCAAAGCUGUUUCCUGAAUUUAAGUCUUCAGGCCCUCAAAAUCCCCUAGAAUAUUUCCCCUCCUUAUUCCACCUGUUUAACACAAUUCCUACAACUGCUGCUGCUAAUAAAACGUAACCAGAUUCCUUUUUCUUUAGGUUUGAUUUCCCCCCCCGCCUCCUUGUGUACAGCAAUAAAAUUUGUCGCUUUAGGGCAAUGUUCGCCAUGGCAUUUCUGUUUAGCGUGGGUUUUAGGUUGCAGAUAUCACCUCUUUGUGAAAACAUACUUGUGCUAAGCAAGUCAACCGAACACUAGGUUUGCAAAGCCGAUCUAUAGCAAAGCUGUUACCUGUACGGCAGGUAGUUGAAUUUGCCCUUCUGUUCCUGCCAGAGGCAUAUGGAACCACAGCAAAGUACUGUUCAAUCACAGAAAAUGCCAGCAGGCUGAGUGUGUUCAGUGCAGACCAAGCUGGCAGGGAAUAACACGCUGCACUUACCCGACUGUCUACAUUUCACGGGACACAACUGUACUAAAAAGGAGCAAAGCGUCUGACUUGCGAGAGCAUUGCUUAACGACCACUGUGUACGCCAGCGAGGAGCAUCCAUGACAGCGUAACUUGCUGACAGCGUGUAUGUAACAACUGCGGAAGAUGUUUGCAACUCAAAUACAUUUCUGUACCGAAUCUUUACAUACAGUUAAUUACAUGUUACUGCGCAGUA
This is a messenger RNA of Falco peregrinus (peregrine falcon), 4838 nucleotides long. RefSeq names its product purinergic receptor P2X 5 (gene P2RX5). Gene Ontology annotation, biological process: response to ATP; monoatomic cation transmembrane transport. The transcript is spliced from 13 exons. The record is from RefSeq and is a predicted model, not a curated record. NCBI's taxonomy places the organism in Eukaryota, Metazoa, Chordata, Aves, Falconiformes, Falconidae. Bases 586 to 1911 code for a protein of 441 amino acids. Gene Ontology annotation, cellular component: plasma membrane; nuclear inner membrane. Gene Ontology annotation, molecular function: extracellularly ATP-gated monoatomic cation channel activity; ATP binding; purinergic nucleotide receptor activity.